AUAAAAUAAUCCUAUAAAUUAUGUGUCCUGUAUUAAAUCUAUUCCCUCGCAAACCCAGACUACAACACAGCAUCAAGGGUGUCUUUUGGAUGUGUGGCCCGGAGACGUGCAAUUAACCAAUUACUGCUCUGCAGUAAGAGGCAUGCAGAGCACUGUGCUGACAAUUACGGUUCAGCCCAGAGCUGGUGGAAGGUGACACUGAGUCAGAAUCAUUCGGUCCAGGGGCCGCUGUCAUAACUAGAGAGGACGGAAGAAUGAAGAGCUGCGAAUUUAGAGGCGCUCUCUCUAUUAACGUUACACUCGGGUCGACCUCAAGUUACACCCACAUCUCCCUGACCUUCAAGAAACUGGCUUCCCCGCAGCCCGCGGGAAGCCCGGAGGGGAGGCGUAGCUGCGCCGCCAGGGGGCGCCGCGCAGCCGCAGAGGCCACCGAGCCGCAAUGGCGGCGCCGCGGGUGCUGCUGCUCCUGUCCGGCCGCCCGGAGUCGGUGAGCUUCGCUCAGAGUGUGUGUGGCCUCCUCGGCGCCGGGCCGGGACUCGGGCCAUGGCCCACGCACUGUAGCUUGAAGCGCGGACAGCUCAUCCUCUCGGAUAGGCCCUUCCCAGAGGCCUCGACCAGGCUUCCGAUCCAGCGACCCUCUUUCUGCCCUUUUGCGGCCCUGGCCCUGCAGCCCUUGGCCCCCAAGGCCAAGCAACCCCUGAAUCGAGGUGUGGAUCUGGGUGUGGCCGUCCUUCUACAGUCCAGCGACCAGACUGUCUUGUUGACUCGAAGGACACGCACUCUCAGAAUUUCCCCCAACCUCUGGGUACCCCCAGGUGGGCAUGUGGAGCUCGAUGAGGAGUUGCUGGACGGAGGUCUUCGAGAGCUGUGGGAGGAAAGUGGACUACAGCUGCCCAAGGACCGGUUCUCCUGGGUCCCUCUGGGAUUAUGGGAGUCUGCCUACCCACCUAGGCUGAGCUGGGGUUUCCCCAAAUACCAUCACAUCGUUCUCUAUCUACUUGUGAUCUCCCAGGAGUCACAGCAACAGCUGCAAGCCCAGAUCCAACCAAAUCCAGGUGAGGUGAAUGCCCUUAUGUGGCUGAGACCAGAUGUAGCGGCCGCAGUGGCUGCUACAGAGGAUGGGACAGAAACAGCUGGCUUUCUCCACCAGAACCUACCACCCUCUGUCCCUGCAAUACAACUAGAAGAGGACGGAGGAGCCCGACCUGUGCUUCUGCCCAUGUCCACGCUGCUGCAGACAACGCCAACCACAGCAGAGGACAAAGAGAGGGUCAGCACUGGAACCAAGUUUGCUCUCAGGCUCUGGCUGCAAUAUCUGGGCAGAUAAAGGUGAGCAGCAACUUACAGGUCCUACAACACUGAGCUGGAAUUGUCUGGUGCACUUAUGGCCACAGAGGAGAAGAGGGGAGGAAGAACUGCUCUUGGAAAUCCCUGUAUAAUAUCCCCUCCAGAUGACAGUGGAGUUUACCUGGACCCGAAGCUGGCAAAGGAUGGACAUGGACCUUCUUGUCCCAGACCAGGAGUCUGGAAAGUAAAGUGCAUCACCCCUCCCCAGCUCACCUCCAUGACACAGAACAUUCACAACCUUUAUUGUGGGUGAGAACUUUGCUACAGCUUUGGGAAUAAAAAGUAAAAUUACAACGUAAGUCCCAGGCCCUGGAGAAGCCUGAAAAAAAAAACAAAAAACAUUGGGAAGGAGGGCACAGGGGUCCUCCCCCCACCCAGGAAAGGUGCAGAAUGAGCCAGGCCUAAGCACAGGGCCGUAGGUCUCUAGAAACUUGGUCCUGGGCUGAUUGGCAUUAAGAAACAUUGUGAACUUAAAUAUAUAUAAAUAGAGAGAGCCCUGGGCAAUAGGCCAGGCCCUCCCCACUUUCAAAUCCCUGGAGAUCACGACUAAGGCCUUAUCUUCUCAGUUGUACUGGGAAGUAGGAGGCAAGGGAAGUCAUCUUUGGAGUGUUUUGGUUUUUCUUGUUUAUGCACACAAAAAAGAUCUGCAACCCAAAACACAGAUCUCUGUCCACCUCUG
Chinchilla lanigera (long-tailed chinchilla) is the source of this 2026-nucleotide messenger RNA. It is a transcript of the gene Nudt17, whose product is annotated as nudix (nucleoside diphosphate linked moiety X)-type motif 17. Gene Ontology annotation, biological process: NAD+ catabolic process; NADP+ catabolic process. Bases 440 to 1327 code for a protein of 295 amino acids. The transcript has 7 exons. Lineage: Eukaryota; Metazoa; Chordata; Mammalia; Rodentia; Chinchillidae. Gene Ontology annotation, molecular function: NADH pyrophosphatase activity. The record is from RefSeq and is a predicted model, not a curated record. Gene Ontology annotation, cellular component: cytosol.